AUGGGAGUCUAUUGUUUGCAUCACAAUUCAAGGAUACCCUUUCAAAGUGCAAUAAGGGUAUUCGAUGAUGAAGCCAUGAGGUCGUAUCCAUGGGGUCGGACUGCAUAUGAAGUUCUAAGUGACUCUAUUAAAACGUUGGCUCCGUAUGGAGGUUCAUACACAAUAAGCGGCAUGAAGGACGCGUUAUUGAUUUGGGCUUAUGAAUCCGUCACAUGCUUCGGUGAGAGUUUUGGAGAGUGGUCAAUAACGAAGACGUUCCGCUUUUGCGAUGGGGUGGAAAGCGUGCAUGUGAGGAGAAUGGUUUUGAAGGACUCAACUGAAGAGAUGUUUCCUAUUUGGCUGGGUGAAGAUGACGACCCACAACUCGUUAGGUUGAUAACAGACAUACAUUCAGGUAGAUUUGUGAAAGGUUUGUGGGAAGUGCAAGGGAAUGCAAAGGGGAAGGGGAAUGAGAAGAAGAGAAUGAAGGGUGGAGUUUCGUCAGAAGUUGAGCCACCCACUAAGAAGCAGAAGAAAGUUAAGACACAUAAUGAGUCUGAAGCUGAUGCAGCGGGAAAGGGUUCUAGCGAGAAGGAAGGUAGCAAAGAGUUGGAGUUGGAGAACAAAGCGACUCUAACGACCAUUGUGAGUACUAUGGAUAUUAUUUCCAGAAAACUUGAUCAGGUUGACUCACGGUUGGAAGCUUACGAGUUAGACCGGAACAGACCAUUGAUGGACCAAAAGACCAUUGAUGACAUGGUGAAUGUUUUACUAGAGGAGCGUCUGAAAGAUCUGGGGAUUGGAAAAAUUCCCAAAAACCAUGAUAACCCCUCUCCACCAUUAUCAGAUAACUCUUUAUUGAUGGCAUCACCGGUUGUUCGAACGCAUCAGAAGUCUGUCAAUAGUCCAGCGUUAGUAGCUGCGACUCCUGGUAAGGAGUUUGGACUGAAAAAGAAUUUGGCCAAGGAGCUUGAAAUGGAAUCAGGGGUGAAAAGGACUUUGGAUGAGGAGUUUGGUAGUGUCGAUAAAGCUACUGAUAUGCGGCCUCUUGAUUUCAUAGUAGUUUCUCCUGAAAAUGCUACUAAGGAUGAUAAGGCUACUAAGGAUGAUAAGGCUGCUAAAGAUCCAGCCUAUGGACGCGGCUGCAGGCGCAAGUGUAUUGUUAAGGGUGAGGAAGCCGAUGAGAAGAAAAAAGCAGCGCAUGCAUAUGUUGCGUUUAAGAGGAAGAAGAAGGCUGAGGUGACUCCACCGCGUGACGGUGUAACAAGAUGCAAGGUACAACCUGAUGUAGAGGACAGUUCAUUGGCUGAUAUAACUGACGAAGUUGUUGCAGAACAGAACGAAUUCUCGCCGGAGUCUGAUGUCGAGAAUUCUAAAGUGCAUGUCGUGGCAUAUAUGAACGUCCUCAUGAAAAGGUCCAUGCGAGAGCCCACUCCAUUCUGGUCCAAGCGGAUUGCCUUCGUUGACGUUUGGUGGCAAAUAUUUUUGAUUCACGAUUACGCUCAGUUCAAGAUGAAACCCACAAUGUUCAUGUUCAAAGGCAAUGGUUAUGAAGAUAUGAUAAAUGGUACGAUUCCCGAUCAUUGUCGAACAAACUUGAAGUGGUAUGAAGAUGUGGAUCACUUGUACGGAUGUCUUCAAACCGGCAAAAAUCACUGGGUUGUGUAUCACGUGGAUCUGAAGAAGGAGAAGAUUGAUUGCUACGAUCCAAUCUUUGGAGAGGUUACACUCGAAAGUGAGCAGAGAAUUCUGAAUACAUUUAAACCGCUGACGCACAUGAUUUCCGCUAUGUUGAGUGUACAUAUUUCAGCCAAUAUUCGACCCAUUAGCAGGAAGAAGUUCUCAUUCAGAAGGAGGAGCAAAAGAUACACUCCACAAAACACCCAUGUUGGCGAUUGUGGGGUGUAUUCGUUGAAGUUUGUGGAGUGUCUAGCGCUUGGUGUAACAUUUGAUGGGAUAAACGAUCAAAAUAUUCAAGGUUUACGGAUCAAGAUGGCAGCAGAUAUCCUCGCUGAAGGAGGAAAUGUUGUGACAGACCAAAUGAUGGCUAAAUGA
Brassica napus (rape) is the source of this 2034-nucleotide messenger RNA. RefSeq lists its product as uncharacterized. The coding region runs from base 1 to 2034 and encodes 677 amino acids. The record is from RefSeq and is a predicted model, not a curated record. Gene Ontology annotation, molecular function: cysteine-type peptidase activity. NCBI's taxonomy places the organism in Eukaryota, Viridiplantae, Streptophyta, Magnoliopsida, Brassicales, Brassicaceae. Gene Ontology annotation, biological process: proteolysis. The transcript has 4 exons.